AUGGCUGCCGCUGCCGCCCGUCCUCUAGUCACCGUCCAAUCCCUGGAAAAUGACAUGGCCACCGAUGGAGGCUCCGCCAACUCCAUACCACUUCCCGACGUGAUGAAGGCGACGAUCCGCCCUGACCAGGUGACAUUCAUGCACGGCCAAAUUUCCAAGAAUGCUCGCCAGCCUUACGCCGUGUCCAAGAAGGCUGGACACCAGACCUCCGUCGAGUCAUGGGGAACCGGACGCGCUAUAAUCAAAUGUGAAGAUUUCAACACAUACAAAACUUUGGCCAAGGAGGAGCUAUUAGGGACAGGCGCAGGCCACCUGCUCGACGAAAGCCCAGUCCGGAAUUUUAAUCCGGUGACCCUCAUUGAAUCAGCCGGAGCAUCCCGUGAAUUUUUUCGAAGACCUCCGUGGCGGCAGCCCUCAACCCGCCGGAAAACUUCAGCCCACCGUUUCAGCUUUUGUACAUUGGUCCAAUGUGAUGGAUAG
This is a messenger RNA of Fraxinus pennsylvanica, 480 nucleotides long. Lineage: Eukaryota; Viridiplantae; Streptophyta; Magnoliopsida; Lamiales; Oleaceae. The record is from the annotation of a GenBank genome assembly.